GUCUCCUUUGCGGCUCUCAACUCAAAACGGGUAAAGCCAACGGUAAGGCGAGGAUUGCAGGCUGCAUGUGCAGCGGGUACCAGAGCGGGUACCGCGUGUGCGGCUUCCCAAAUCAUUGACACAACUGAAACUGCGUAUAAAGAGCCUCCACCCGAUCCUAAUUUCCCAACCCCACUCACAGCACCUUUAUCGGCAUCGAACGACUCCACUCCCUAAGUGCAGGUCCAAGUCUGCUGCCGUGGGUCUCAACCCUCGCAUACACCGCUUGUACAUACCACCACCUUCCGUGAUCGAGCAGCGAUGCCCGGCAGCUCCUCGUCCACGAUGUGGCGAAACGCCCUCCUGCUAUGUACCCUCCUCGCAGUCUCGCUAUCCUUCGUUCCAACCGCAGCAAGCUUCGCCGUCUCACUCAACUCGCCUCGUGUCUCCAGCCGGUUUGCGCCGUCCAUCGAAGACGUGCGUCACCGCCUCGCCAGGCGCGCAGACGAUUUGAACUGCAUACCAUGUGCGAGGCCGACGGCGGGGCCACCGGUGUGCAUUCCUCUGCCUCCAGGCAUGGGUCCCGGUAUUCCGCCACCGAACCCGCGUCCGAUCCCUACGGGAAGUGCGCCACCACCGUCGUCUUCGCCCGGCCCGACGACUGCGAAAUCCAUUAAGGCUGCUGCUGCUGCUGACGUGAAUGGUACUGAUAUUCCGGAUUCGGUUCUUGCCUUCAACAGCAAACUCCGAACCGUUAACGUUUACAACGCCAUCGGGGCCAUCAUCUUAAUCAUUACCGGAUUACUGUUCAUCUUCAGCGGUCAUAAGCUAUUCAAGCUGAUCCUCUUCAUCGCCGGUUUCUACACGGGAUCCGUCCUCGCAUUCAUCAUUCUCUCCCAAAUCGAAGCCAAAGGCCACUCCUUCGGCGACAGCCGCUCAAUCAUCUUCCUCGUAGUUGGCGUCGUCCUCGGUCUCAUCGUCGGCUCGCUGUUCCAAUGCGUGUGGAAGCUAGGCUUGAUCGCCAUCGGCGCCAUCCUCGGCUUCACAUUGGCCAUGUUCGUCCUCUCACUGGCAAAGAACGGUCUCAUCAGCCAAGGCACCGGCCGCACGAUCUUCAUCAUCGCCCUGACGAUCAUCGGCGGCGUGUUGGUACUGUUCUUCGAGAAGCCUAUCCUUGUCCUCGGCACAAGCGUCGGCGGAGCGUUCGCCGUCAUGUUUGGUGUAGACAUCUUCACGAAAGUCGGGCUCGUCGAAGCUUCCCAGCAGUUCCUAGCCGGCAACGCGCUAUAUGAGCCUGAUAAGUGGGUGUAUGUCGAGCUCGCCGCUUGGGCCAUCCUGGCUGUUGUCGGGAUCAUCGCUCAGUGGAAUGGUCUGCGAGGAGGAAAGUCUCACCACAACAACCACAAGGAUGGCUUCGGCGGAGCGCGCAGCGUGGGUCCCGCAAAGCCCGUAAAGGCGAAAGGCACACCAGAGGAGAAGACUGGUCUUAGGGCUGAGUUUGAGAAGAUCGUCGUAAAAGUGAGGAAGUGAAACCAAUGUCAUAAAUGCUGUAAAUGCCCUCGUCAGCGUUGCGUAGGCCCUUCGCCAUUUUGUAUCUAGCCUUGUUUAUGCAUGGGUCAUAGCCUUUUUCCCCCCAAUCCUCCACAUAUACCGCUUCCCGGAAGCUUUUUUUCAUCUGCCCUGGCAUUUGUUAGCC
Molecule: messenger RNA, 1675 nt
Organism: Fimicolochytrium jonesii
Lineage: Eukaryota; Fungi; Chytridiomycota; Chytridiomycetes; Spizellomycetales; Powellomycetaceae
Exons: 2
Coding region: 301-1509 (402 amino acids)
Cellular component (GO): plasma membrane
Source: RefSeq, a predicted model, not a curated record